AUGACUUCUAUGAUGAUGGGAUUUGAAAGCCUUAAGAGAUUCUAUUCUCAAGAUCUCGAUUUCAAAGAAAUUUGUGAAGAGUUGACUCAAGGGAAGAGGGUUGACCGGUUCCAAUUUGUUGACGGGUUCUUGUUCAAGGAUGGAAAAGUGUGUGUUCCUAUGAGCUCUUGGAGAGAGUUGUUUGUGAAAGAAGCCCAUAGUGGAGGCAUGAUGGGACACUUUGUAGUGGCCAAGGCACUUGACAUUCUACAUGAACAAUUCUAUUGGCCCAAGAUGAGGCAUGAUGUGAAAAAGCUUUGUGGUCAAUGCAUGGAAUGCAAACAAGCCAAGUCCAAGACUCGGCCUCAAGAUAUGUAUACUCCCCUUCCCACUCCUAUUGGUCCUUGGGCUGAUAUUUCUAUGGAUUUCAUAUUGGGUCUUCCAUGA
Molecule: messenger RNA, 426 nt
Organism: Lycium barbarum (goji berry)
Lineage: Eukaryota; Viridiplantae; Streptophyta; Magnoliopsida; Solanales; Solanaceae
Exons: 1
Coding region: 1-426 (141 amino acids)
Source: RefSeq, a predicted model, not a curated record